Molecule: messenger RNA, 768 nt
Organism: Staurois parvus
Lineage: Eukaryota; Metazoa; Chordata; Amphibia; Anura; Ranidae
Source: the annotation of a GenBank genome assembly
AUGGUUUUAAUGUGCAUAGAGGAUCUCACACGGGGGAGAAGCCGUAUUCCUGUCAGUGCUGGGGGAAAUGUUUUUCAGAUAAGUCCUAUCUUUACAGAUAUCAGAGAUGUCACACAGGGGAGAAGCCGUAUGCCCUGUCCUGAUGCGGGAAAUGUUUUUCAUACAAGUCUAGUCUUCACACACAUCAGAGAUCUGCACACAGGGGGGAGAAGCCUUAUUCCUGUCCUGAGUGCGGGAAAUGUUUUUUUGUCACAAAGGACCAGUCUUUCACACACAUCAGAGAUCUGCACACGGGGGAGAAGCCUUAUUCCUGUCCUGAGUGCGGGAAAUGUUUUUCACUGUCUAAGUCUUCACACACUCAUCAGAGAUCUCACACGGGGGAGAAGCCGUAUUCCUGUCCUGUGUGCGGAAAAAAUGUUUUUCACAAAAGUCCAGUCUUCACACACAUCAGAGAUCUCACACGGGGGGAGAAGCCGUAUUCCUGUGCUGAGUGUGGGAAAUGUUUUUCACACAGAAGUCUCAUCUUUCACACACAUCAGAGAUCUCACACGGGGGAGAAGCCGUAUUCCUGUCCUGAGUGCGGGAAAUGUUUUUCAAAGAAAUCCAUUUUUUGUAAACAUCAGAGAUCUCACACUGGGGGAGAAGCUGUAUUCCUGUCCUGAGUGCGGGAAAUGUUUUUCACAGACGUCCAUCUUUACAGACAUCAGAGAUCUCACACAGGGGAGAAGCCACUUUCCUGUCCUGAGUGAGGGAAAUGUUCCUCACUGA